AGUCUAAUGUCAAAUUACACAAGUUUCCAUAGCCGAUUCAAUUGAAGCAUCUUGUUGACGGUGACGAUGGAUCGUUGGAAUGGAAUUUUGAAGGUUCCAUUGCGUUCCAACAGCCGCAAGUUUUAUAGAGUUGCAGUAUCACUCUGCCUUUCCCCAACUUCUAAAACAUUGACGGUUCCUCGUGCAAACGCCAUCUUCUUUAAUGGGGACCGGGUCGAAGGGACGGGCAAUCCGGUGAUUGAGGGAUUGUCUAAUCUACAGAACAUAGCUGAAAUUUUAGUUUCGAAAUUUGGAGAUUCCACCAAUGCAUGGGUUGUCGAGGCUUCUGAUUUCAAUGGGGCUUUUGCUAUUUAUCAGGAUUUUAUACCUUCUCUCAAUCGGUGGGGUGAACCAAAAUCAUAUACUCCAAAUGGUUUUCCUGCUUCACUGUCGACCGUUUCACUUUUGGGAAGUUGCUACAAUGAGGUAAAGAAGAUAGUUUCCAGGGGAAAACCAGGAUCACAGGAAACCACCAUACCUACACUGAGCGGCUGCACCCCCGAAACAGUCAUUCUUGGAUUUAGCAAGGGAGGUACUGUGGUUAACCAGCUAGUUACUGAACUUGGCUCAAAAGACUUGAUAGCUGCUGAUGAAAAUUUACCUCUAUCUAAGCAAGAAUCGGGUGUUGAAUGUUCUAAACUUGAUGAGAAUCAGUUCAUACCAACUACAGAACAUAGCUUUUUGAAAAGCAUAACAGAGAUUCAUUAUGUGGAUGUUGGGUUGAACACCCAUGGUGCAUACCUUACAGACCCUGAGGUAAUCAAAAGAAUCUCCAGCAGCCUUAUUCAGGAGUCGAGAGGAAUCCGUUUUGUUCUUCAUGGUACACCAAGACAAUGGUGUGAUCGCAGAAGAGUUUGGAUACGAGAUGAGAAGGAAACAAUGACGAGUUUUCUUGAAUCUGAAGCUCUGAGAAGUGGAGGAAACUUGCAGGUUUAUGAGAAAUUUUAUUUUGCCGAUAGGCCUGCGGACAUGCAGAUGCAUUUUGAAAUAAUUGAAAAGUUGGAUGUUUGUUGAUAGCCCUGUUGUCGGGUCGCUGGAAUUUCAAGAGUUCUGUACGAUAGAUGCGUGAAUAUUUAUUCAUGCAAUCAACCAAUGUACAAGAGAGUUUUACUUUAACAAUUAGGCUUCAUCAUCAA
Messenger RNA from Cucumis melo (muskmelon), 1175 nucleotides. RefSeq lists its product as uncharacterized. Lineage: Eukaryota; Viridiplantae; Streptophyta; Magnoliopsida; Cucurbitales; Cucurbitaceae. The transcript is spliced from 3 exons. The record is from RefSeq and is a predicted model, not a curated record. Gene Ontology annotation, cellular component: mitochondrion. The coding region runs from base 67 to 1053 and encodes 328 amino acids.